AAGCGAGGCAUAUCUUUCGUUCACGACGAGUUUCUCGUUCACUUUGUUCAAGUCUGUUGACGGAUCAGCAUAGACUUCAUUGAUUUCUCGAUUCAGUUUAUUUGAAAACUCUUAAGAAAAGAAAAUGGGUAAGGAAAAGACUCAUAUUAACAUUGUUGUCAUCGGACACGUCGAUUCCGGCAAGUCUACCACCACCGGUCACUUGAUCUACAAGUGCGGUGGUAUCGACAAGCGUACCAUCGAGAAGUUCGAGAAGGAAGCUCAAGAAAUGGGCAAGGGUUCUUUCAAGUACGCCUGGGUUUUGGAUAAAUUGAAGGCCGAACGUGAGCGUGGUAUCACCAUCGAUAUCGCCUUAUGGAAGUUUGAGACUUCAAAAUACUACGUCACCAUCAUCGACGCCCCCGGCCACAGAGAUUUCAUCAAGAACAUGAUUACUGGCACCUCUCAAGCUGAUUGCGCUGUGUUGAUCGUUGCCGCCGGUACUGGUGAAUUCGAAGCUGGUAUCUCCAAAAACGGCCAGACUCGUGAGCACGCCCUGCUCGCUUUCACUCUUGGUGUGAAACAAUUGAUCGUUGGUGUCAACAAGAUGGAUUCGUCCGAGCCACCAUACAGCGAGUCCCGUUAUGAGGAAAUCAAGAAGGAAGUGUCAUCUUACAUCAAGAAGAUUGGUUACAAUCCAGCUGCUGUUGCCUUCGUACCAAUCUCUGGCUGGCACGGUGAUAAUAUGUUGGAACCCUCCACCAACAUGCCCUGGUUCAAGGGAUGGAAGGUUGAACGUAAGGAUGGUAAUGCUGACGGCAAAACCCUCAUCGAAGCCCUCGAUGCCAUCCUUCCCCCAACUCGCCCAACCGACAAGGCCCUACGUCUGCCAUUGCAGGAUGUCUACAAAAUUGGUGGUAUCGGAACAGUACCCGUCGGUCGUGUCGAAACUGGUAUUUUGAAACCCGGUAUGGUUGUCGUAUUCGCCCCAGCGAACAUCACCACUGAAGUAAAAUCCGUUGAAAUGCACCACGAAGCUUUAGCAGAGGCUGUACCCGGUGACAACGUUGGUUUCAACGUUAAGAACGUUUCCGUUAAGGAAUUGCGUCGUGGUUACGUCGCUGGAGACUCAAAGGUGAACCCACCCAAGGGCGCUGCUGACUUCACCGCCCAGGUUAUUGUGUUGAACCAUCCUGGUCAAAUUGCCAACGGUUACACUCCAGUGUUGGAUUGCCACACCGCUCACAUUGCCUGCAAGUUCGCUGAAAUUAGGGAGAAGGUUGAUCGUCGUUCUGGUAAGACAACCGAAGAGAAUCCUAAGUUCAUCAAGUCUGGUGAUGCUGCCAUCGUCACCUUGGUGCCCUCCAAGCCAUUGUGCGUUGAAUCUUUCCAGGAAUUCCCUCCAUUGGGUCGUUUCGCUGUACGUGAUAUGAGACAGACUGUCGCUGUCGGUGUCAUCAAGAGUGUGAACUUCAAGGAUGCCUCCGGUGGUAAGGUUACCAAGGCCGCCGAAAAGGCCACAAAGGGCAAGAAGUAGCUGCGUUCUAAAGACGAUAAAGAUCAACUAUUUAAUAUUAACAUCAAUAGCAACAACAACAGCUUACUAAAUUCCAACUACAGUAGUGACAGUAGACAAAUCAACAGCAGCAAGAAAAGCGGAACAGUGUUCCAACUGAAUCUAACAUUAAUGGUUAAUCAAAAGUUCCAUUGCUUCCAUCGCAAAGAGUUUCGUAGGAAAAGAAUGUGUGCAUUUGGCGCUGUCUAAAUACAAUAUGUACAGGAGGUGGCGAACAUACAUUACGCACAUAAAUAAGCACACUGGCCAUCCCGGAAAAGACGGCAGAAAUACGAAACAUCUUUUUAAGCAAAACAGCAUUUGUAUCUUUAAUUUUAUUAUUACUUUAAUGUUUAAUUAUUUGUUGGAAUUCAUUCCAUCUCUUCUCUGUAGAGUUUGAAGCACAAGACAACUUUUGCUUUUAUAUACAUACGAACACUCAAACAUAAUAUAAAAAGAACCACUAUUUAAAAAAAUUAAA
Messenger RNA from Anastrepha ludens (Mexican fruit fly), 2015 nucleotides. RefSeq names its product elongation factor 1-alpha 1 (gene eEF1alpha1). NCBI's taxonomy places the organism in Eukaryota, Metazoa, Arthropoda, Insecta, Diptera, Tephritidae. The transcript has 2 exons. Gene Ontology annotation, molecular function: GTP binding; GTPase activity; translation elongation factor activity. The record is from RefSeq and is a predicted model, not a curated record. The coding region runs from base 125 to 1516 and encodes 463 amino acids. Gene Ontology annotation, biological process: translation; translational elongation.